Molecule: messenger RNA, 1236 nt
Organism: Trichomonas vaginalis G3
Lineage: Eukaryota; Parabasalia; Trichomonadida; Trichomonadidae
Product: protein ubiquitination
Exons: 1
Coding region: 1-1236 (411 amino acids)
Molecular function (GO): protein binding
Source: RefSeq, a predicted model, not a curated record
AUGGCAAAUCCCGACGAUGAUUUGAAUUUUAUACAUGUUGAAUAUCUCAAUGUUGAUAGUAUAGCUGAUGUUCCCGUUCCCGAGUGCCUUGUUCCAAUAUAUGAAGUUGAAAAUGCGAUUUGGAAUGCAACAAGUCUUGAUGAAGUAGAUACUAUUUAUAUGAUUAUAGAAAACAAUAAAGUUCCACACGAUUAUGUUGCACGGCUUAUUGACUUUGUUUCAAAGAGACGACUCAAAAACAUGAAAAUUUAUGUCAAUUUAUUUUCAAAGAUUUUCGAAGAAAAAUUUUCAUCGCUCAAAAUUAAUCCAGAUCUUGGAAUGGUCCUCAGUGAUAUUGGUAUUAAAACAUCCUAUUAUGGGUCAUCCAAACACCCUGAUGAGAUCUACAACAUUUUCCCUGAAAAUACUGUUUUUCGUGCAGUUGCAUUUGAUGAUAUCCAAUUUUUGUUGUCUUGUCAAAGCGACACUGAAUUUAAUAUCAAUGAUUCGGCUAAAAUUCAUUCAAUGGAUGAUGAAACCUUAACAUUACUUGAUAUCAGCUGCAAAUUUGGAAGCAAUGAAUGUUUUAAGUUUUUAAUAAUGAAUGGUGCAUCUCAAUCUCCUUUCACUUCAUCAUAUGCAGUUGAAGGAGGAAGUUUGGAAAUCAUUCGUAUUCUAGCUCAAAAUGGGACAUCCUUCAACACGUUGUCUAGUAUCUGCUGUGAAUAUCAUCAUAAUCAAAUAUUUGAUUGGUUGCUUCAUAACUAUCAAUGUCCGAUGUUUACUGCUAGCGAAUCUUUAUUAUGGUUUAAUAUGAAAGCAUUUCUAUUCUUAUAUGAAAAUGGUGUUAACUUGAAUACAAAGCAAAUAAUAAACUAUAAUUAUGAGCAAGUACCUCUAACAGUUGCUACAAUGCAAUGUAAUACAUUAAUGACAGAAUUCUUAAUUUCUCAUGGAGCUGAUGUAAAUGUAGUUGUUGUUCGUUCUUGUAAUCAUAGAAUUCAAUAUUGUUCUCAUAAUGUUCAUUUCAAAUUCAUCAAAGAAUUCUUUUUCGGUAUUAUUCAGUUCAAUUUUGUCAUUUAUAAUGUUCAAUUUGUUUAUUCAAAAAAUUCAAUAUUUUUGUUUAUUAUAUUCAUUAUUUUUCUUCAUUUUACUCCCCUUACGCUUGCGAUUGAGAGAAGGUAUUUGGAUCUAUCCAAGCUACUUAUUGAAAAUGGUGCAGAAUUCGACACUGUUUUCCAUUAUAUUCAAAAUUAA